AUGAGCUGGAAGAUCGGAUUCGAGUUCAGGUAAGAUCCCAACCCUGAUCAUUUAUCAGUGCUCUUUCUCUCUCUCUCUCUCUCUCUCUCUCUCUCUUUCUCUUUCUCUUUUCUUUACGAGCUGAUAACCUAAUAGCAUUUAUGUUCGAAGUCGCCCGAUAAGUGACCGUCCGCUGUUAUCACACUUUCCCCUGGCGCCCCCCAACUAUGACUUCUAACUUGCACGAAAAUCGAAAUAUACUGCACUACUCCUUCUUUAUUCGCGAACUUUCUUUGAAGUUCCCGAUAGAAAUCAAGCAAGAGAGAGUCAACAAAGUCAGCGGACCUCAGAGAACAAUCAGGUAUCGUUUCCCGACGGUUUCCACAGCGGGAGGGCACCACGAAACAAACCUGUUAUUUUUCGCCACCUCUUCAAAAUUGACAGUAUGAACUGUUAUUGAUAAGUGUCUCGCAUAUCUGCCCAUUUCGUAUAUCCUUUUCAUAAAUCAACACACGGAAGACAGAAUGGGAGAGAAUCUUUGAAUCUUUGAUCAACGAGAUCAAGUAACUGAGUUGUUUUGACAAGAGAAGAAAGUGUUGAUGAUGAUGAAUUUGAUAAUAAUUGAUACGGAACUUGAUUUGAUUCCGAGUACUACACAGACACACACGUGUCGCGGACGAACGGCUUGCACGAAGUGGAACGACCAUCUUUGUUUUCUAUUUUGUUUUCGGCAUGUAUGUCGAACUCAUAUUUAGCUGACUAUAUUUGGAAAAGAGAAAAACUUCGCCUCCUAAAUAAGACAUUUUUAUUUUUUCACAUAAUUUUUUAUAAUUCGUCAUAGCUAUGUAGUUGUCCCGGAUUUUGCCAAGUAUGGUUUUCGGGCUGUCUGAAUUAGUAGUAGUUCUGAAGGAAAGCGACAAAAAGUGACGCAACAUCUUCUCACCCCCACUUUUUCGUUAUUUUCUGUAGUCACGUGUUGUCUAUUAAAUGAUUUGUUUGUCUCGGAAACCUCGUAGCAGGCAGGAAAAGGGGAGAUGUUAUCAGUAUCAGUCGAUCGGAAAUCGAAAUUAUUUUCAUUCUUACUCGGGCCGUUUUCAUAGUGAACUUGCACAGUUUUUUUAGACUUUGGUACAAAACUUUAGAUCGACAAAAGUCUAGGAAGGGAUUCAGAAUUUUCACCAACAGUUUAUAGUAGAAAGUCUUCAGAUUCAGUUGACGGUCUAAAAAUAUUGUAUAGUUCAUUUUCUGAAUACUGUAAAUCAGCGAUGGCUCGGCUUAUAUAACUAUUUGUUACUUUACAAUAUUCUAAUCUCCAGUCCAAAUCUCGUCCCUUAGAACUUUUUCCGAAAUCGUGACCAAUCUGACCCAAAAGUUUUGGGGUUUUUGCAAACGGCUGCCGUGCGCGCCACCCUAAAAUACCGACUCAGCAAACGUGUUCAGUCAGUGCUGCCCCUUCCUAUUCUUCUGAUAACAAUUGUCAAUAUUUACCAGGUAAACCUUGCCUAGUACAUCAAAAUAAAAGAGGUGUACGUGCCCGUCUAGUGGGUUUCAUGCAGUUUUUCGAAAAAUUCCAUUUCAUUUUAUGACAUUCGGCGUGUCGAUACUGACACUGAACCUAUUCGGUCGUUAGUCCCGGAUCCGGAAAUUGUUGAAAACAUGAAAAAUGGUUGGGUGAUUAAUAUGUUUGUUAUCCACCUUCACCUUUGCUGCCAGCCCUACACAAUGUAAUGAUUCUUCGUGAGAAACGUGCACAUUUUUGUCUGUCUCUCUGGAACCUCCAUGAUGGAUUUAGUCUGAUUGUUAUUUGUGGUGCAAAACAAUUUUUUGUCUUUGUCUUUGCAGAAGAGAUGAGUUGAAACUCUGGCAGAGAAUCAUAGAAUCAAAAACCACCUCGGGCAGCAAGAUGAACACUUUGAGAUUGGGAAAACUGACAAUAGGGGGAGUCCCUUUUGGUUCGUAGGCCCGACAAACAAUCGCGUGAUGCAUCCUCCACUAUUCUGUCAUUAUCAUACAUGCUACUUCAAAGAACACGCCAACUUUUGUGGGCUGCACAUGUUGUCAUCAUGUGAAUUCGUAUUUGUCGUCGGUGCAACAGAGUGCUACCUCGUGAAAUUUUGUUGCAAUCUCGCCUAAAAACAGCACACUUAAUUCACUAUUUUCUCUCUUAUCACUGGUCCCUCCCUUCAGCAGCUAACGCCUUGAAAACAUAUCAGGCUGAUGCAAGUUUAGUCGAUUUGCACUCACAAAAAGCUCAAAGAACUCUGUGAGGAUAGGCGAUGAGCCCCGCUUGGUUCCACGUGAAACACGUGAAGCUUCUGCAAACUUUGGUGUCAUGUGUGUUUGGAACUUUCUUCCAGUGAUGCAACCAACUAGAUCCUGCUGAUGAGAACCGAGUUUAACCUUUAAGGGGAACGUAAACAAUAUACUGUAGUUUUGCGCACGUAUUUGAUUUUUACUUUUUCAGGUCCUACGUGAAAUAAAAGAAAGAAAGUCUAGCGUGUGCGGUCAUCAUGUAAAAAAUCAUACAUCAAUUAUUAUUAAUAGUAUUAUCAACCAAAGUGUGAAUCCUGUUACUUGUUUUGUCCUUCUUAAAGGGUUACUGUAGAUUGCCCUUGUCUUUCCACUAGGAGCAGAACAACUUACGGUGAGGGGGAGGAGGGAGAAUUUCCACGCUACCGUAACCCAAUUAUAUCCCACCAACCACAACAUUUGACCUUAACCCAACCUCCUCGAUCCUCUUUUCUUAAAAUAAUGACAAAACAGUUGGCUGUAACUGAUUUCUGUGAUAACCUUUGGUGUCAAAGUGAAAACACAUUCCAACCCGGCAAAACAACCUUUCAAAUGUGUUCUGAACUCUUUUGUCCAUUGUUCAACGAGCGCUGACUGUCAGAAACGAACUUUCAUUCCUUCGAUCUCACCCCAAGUAUGUAUAGUAUACUUAUCAACCGUCUGAUCAAGAAGGAUACUAUCAUCCUGUCUGUUAGUUCUUCUCUUCUCCUACUUUCUUGAACUCUAUCCCAAACGCUUUAAAAAAGAGUAGAGAAGAAGAAGAAGCCCGAGCAGAAAUUCGAGACCUUCAAAAACAAGGCGCUCGGGGCUCCAACCGCAAAAAAAUGUGGCAAAAAGAACAAUUUUACACCUAUUUUCUUUCAGAAUCCGUUUAACCUUCAAGAAUGAUCAAAGAUUGAACUUUUGUUGCCCCCAGAGUCAUUAUCAAAAAUUUGGUCUGAGACUUGUGUUUUUCCACGUCUGCAACAUUCAUUCGGCGUUUGGGUAUGGUCAAUAAAUGUUUAUUGCAAACUGUUGAAAUUUGGUCUGAGACUUGUGUUUUUCCACGUCUGCAACAUUCAUUCUGUCGCGCAAUGAUUUAUUCAACGUGACACGGACAAAUUGCGAAGCCAAAACCACGCUGCCGGUUUUUGAUUCUUUUGUGUCCUACCGUAAUCGGAUCGUUUCAAAAACAACAGUUUACAUUACAUUAUACAUUACACCUCUGUCAAAAGCAGACGGUCCCCACAGAGACGUGCGUAUUCAAUCUAUCUCCGCCACACAGUGUUGCAUAUCUACAACACUGGUGGUGGCCGGCAGGGAGGGGGGGAGAAAGAUUCACGUGCAACAGUUGUAGGUUCAUGUUCGGCGUUGGGGGAGACCCUGCAAAAAGUUCACGUGUGUCGUCGUCUCGACAUGAGGAGGUGGGGUCGUUCGAUGAUAGCAAGAUUAGUGGGAGGAGCCACUCGCCACCUCCCGCAACACACUCUCCUCUCUUUUCCCCCCUUCUCCUGGAGGCCUGAGCCGUUUUCUACUUUGAUUUUGUUGUUGUGGUUUAAUCUUAAUAUGAUCGCAAAGUGUGUUUUCAGGUUGCAUCAGAAAUCAGAACUAAAAUGUUUGGUUGGGUUUGGGCUACUGUAACUUGUUAUGUCUUUCUGAUUCUGAUUCUGACUCAGUCUUAGUACGUUUUUUUUUACUAGUAUAGCUCUGUCAUCUGACGAAAUGUAGAAAAACAUGAAGUACUUGAAAACAGAUUCGUGCCGCUUCGUAAAUACUCUUAUCUUAUUGAGUUUUGGGGGAUAUCCAAUGAACUAAACAAAUGUCUAUAAUAUCUUCUGAGCUUAACAUUCAAAGUUCGCUGUAUUACUGCUACCGUACACCGUUUCUCGAUUCGAGAGCACUAUGAUUUUCGAAUGUACCAAAUUUUCAUAAAACACCGUAGCUCAAGGCAAAAUCCAACAGAUUUCAGUUUUUUUGUUCAGAAAGCUUCACAUCCUUCUCAAAUUUCUUCUAACAGUUUUCCUCCCAAUCGUUCAAACCUCACACCUCAAUCUUUUCUCCUCAUUUUUCAAAAGUGCCACUGACAGCCCGGAGAUUGGAUUCAUCGCAGAACUCCCUUGAGAAAAAGUGACCAUUCUUUGCUCUUCCACUGUUUGUGAGUGUGUGUGUGUGUGAAGUGUUCGGAGUUUGCAAACUUGCUCAUUCGAAAAAAUUUUCUUGACAAGUGGCAAAGGCUUGGGAUUUCGGGCGCACCCUCACGCCCAGCAGGUACUUAUUUGCGAUUUUUGAAACGGUCGAGUGAGAAUUUUUCCUCAUUGGCUAAUCUUCUUCACUUUAUCCCAACCCUCUUUAGUCCACACUCAUCCUUUGCAUAAUCAUAAUCAUAAUCCCAUUACUGCUUAAGAGUGCUGGGUGCUGUAAGUGAUCAAUUGAUCAGAACCGAGAAUAUGAAGAGUCUGCUGGGCGGGCCGGCAGAGCGAGGGAAAGAGAGAGAGAGAGAGACGUCAGAGGCGCAGACGCAGAUAGUUUUGGGGGUCCGUUGCGCACUCUGCGCGUUCUUUCAUCAUCUCCCAACUCUUCUUAUCCUCUCUAUUUGCACGCGUAUUUGCAUAAAAAGUUACACUUUCGCUCUUUUUUUUAAACAAACGCUCUGCCUAUAUUUCUGCCCGUCUUAUUUCGUCGUCUGAUAUAGAUAGAUAAAGUUUCCGCGAAAGCGGAAGCACGUGCGACUGAUAGAUGGGCCUAGUCGUUCGCCUUUCAACCCUUUGCCAAGUCACGUACACCCAUUGAGGGAGGUCUUAGCGCCGCAUCUUUUCUCAAAUCUUUUCUCCAUUUUCGUUGUCCGCAUAUAUCGAAACAUAUGACUGAUAGUUUUGCGAUUAAAGUUUCUUCUGAACGUUUUGCAUCGAUUUUCCAUUUCUUGAUUCUGCUUUACGAUUCCUUCAAAAAAUGAAUCGAAAUUGACUUUGUACGACACUCCAACUUGUCCGCUGAAUUUCUGCCCUGUUAUCGACUGCUUAUCAUCCCGCUCUCUCGAAAAUGAAAAUAGUUUGCAAUUUAGACGUCGUCGACUUUCAUUCUGAUCGAAUUAAUCGGAUGAUCCUUCAAAAAACGCCGCGAUAAUUUUUGAUUUCUCUGACCCUAAGUGCAUUCUUUCGUAGGAACAGUUGUCGACAAAGGCGUGCAUGUCACUUCCAGACUCUGUCCAGUCAGCGAACUGACAAGAAAAGAAGAAGAAAGGAUAAAGCCACUCGCUUCCCGUCUCGAAAACUGAAUGCCGGGCCCACAACCAGUGGGGCCAGAAGUAGAGAGAUAGAGCGAGAAAAUGAGCGCGCGUGUGUGUACGUGAGCUUGUCGAAGGCGAAAAAGAAGAAGAAGAAGAAGAAGAAAAAGAGGAAGAAGAGCCCAAUGGGCUUGGUUAGGCCCCCUCCCGCCCGUCCGCCCGCCCGCUUGCUUGUCUAUCGCGCCUCCAACAGAUUGAUUUAGAACUCGCCUCUCCCUGUUUGAUAAGUCCUUCUAGGUCCCUCCUCCUCUAGGCCUAGACAAAACUUUUUUACGAGAGGUCCUCUCCUCAUUUCGUUUGUGCUCUGCGCUCCGUAAUGGGCUUCUCGUUGUCGAUGCUCAUCGAUAAUUAUGGCGAUUUUGAAGAAGCGUUCCGGGAACUCGUAUUCCGUAUGACUAGGUUGGUUUGCAGUGAUCCCCCCUGCCAGUUUGUUGUUGUGCCAUCUCGACUCUUUGCCACUCGCUUUUUUCUCUAUCCAAAAAUUGAACAGACGCAGACUUGAGAGCAGCUCAACGCUUUUAUGUCAUUUUUUGUUUCCAAUCCUCAUCAUCUCAUAUUCGAAUCAAACUAUUUAUGCUUGCAGGACGCCGAUGGAAAUGGGGCGUGAACGCGAAUGGGAGACCUGCGCCGCACACUCAGCUCCAGCCUCAUUCUCGGUCCUCUCUUCGUCAUCCGGAUGUCGUCGAGCCGCCAGUUUCCCCUUCUUCGGCGACACAUCGAUACAAGCAUCGAGUUUGAAGGUUAGUUCCUUUUUUAUGCUCUCAUGCACUUCACUUCUGUUUGGCGACGUGCAAAACGCGCGGUUAGAGGGGAAAGCGGAGAGCUGUGGGCGCACGCAUCAAGAAUAGAAGACAGUUGGAUAUUCAGGGAGACGCAGCGGUCCGCGCGCCCGCCUCAGGGUGUGUGUCGGCUUCUGAGGAGAGUGAGAGAACUCGGCGCCCUUUUUUUUUGCAAAUCAAAAUUCAAAAGAUCAACAUUCUAGAAGAUGCUAGAUACGGCAAGAAAAGGGAGGCCUCCGCUCGUUUACAAAUUUGUUUGCGUCUCGUCUCGGUUCUAUAAAGAAGCGCGCUUGCCCUUCGUGGCGCCGUCAUUCUGAUUGGAGACGGGACCGGGGGUUACUGUAGCUUUUAUCAACCGAUGCACUUGCCCCAGUCCAAAUGAAGAGAGAAGACACGGAAAGACAAAUAAGUUUUGCAACAAACACCCUCUCUCUCCCAUUAACAGGAUUCUGUCUCUAUCUUCAGACACCAUUGCACACUUUUGUCACGGUGUUUUGUGUAUUCCUCGCGUUCCGUUCAACAUCAAAACUGUCCAGUUUCAGGUUCGCUCGCAAAGCGAGUCAGAAGGCUUGAACAAAAUUCGAUUGGCACAGGUGAACGUGGAAGCGGUGCGCCAGCGCCUCUGCAAGACGACCAUCAACGAGAAAGGUAUGUACAUAUGUGUUCCCGCGCGGAUAAUUCGAUUAAUGUUUGGCGGUCUCAUUUCUGCAAACGACCGUCUCAUUCGCCCUUUUUUUGUCCCGUCGGUUGUCUGAAUGUUCAAGUUCUCAUUGGACUUUACGGGCUAUUUUUAGUGUCCACUCGUAAAUUGGGUUUCAUUGCAGGUUAUAGGGAUUCUUUUCGUUCCACAUUCUUUCCAAGCUGAGAUAAAAUGAAAUGAGGGUGUAGGGGGUGUAGGAGUACGGUAGCCUGCCAUUGACAAACUAGAUUGUAGUCUAAAAGAAGUAAAGUGAGCGGGGUGCUUUCUUAGGAAGAUCUUACACAGCUCAGAACUCCGAUCCAGGGUUUCGAACAAAUUUUCGUUUAGUAUCCAUUCAAAAGUCACUUACUAAUAAAACAAAAUCCAACUUUUCCUUCCUCUCUGAGAUAUUUUCGAAAUGAUUCAAUUUUUUCAGACGAAGGAAGCGACUGCCAGUCGCACAGUUCCUCGAGCAGCGAAUGCGACGGCGAUGAUUCGGACCUCUUCUGCGCCGGUCCGUUGGAGCUCAAAGAGGAGGAGAAGUGUCGCAAAUCGGUCAGAUUUGCCGACGACUGUGGCCACGAUCUGACCAUGGUCCGUGUGGCGAACGAGCCGAGCGACUGUCCGCCAAAGCUCAGUCCAUCCGUGCUCAGACGCUACCGUGGUGACUCUUUUGAAGAGGAGACGGUAAUUCGUGAGCCGGCGCCGGAAUGGACUUUGCUCUUCAAGCAGCCAGCCGCAGAUUAUGUACGCUUCCGUGAGAACUUGGAAAGUGUAAGUUCUUUUUUUGAUUCUCAUGCCAUUGAAUACGUUCAGAACAAACUGUCGCUGGAGAAUGUGAUUCUGAACAACGAAGGGUACAAGGUGAUGGGAACCAUCAAAGUGGGGAACAUUGCCUUCGAAAAGUCGGUUUUCAUCCGCUACACUAUGAAUGGAUGGCUUUCCUACAUGGAUAAGGCGGCUUGCUAUCAACCUUCGACCAGCAAAGUCUACGACACUUUCAAGUUUGAAAUCGAUCUUCCUUCAUCUGUCGAGAAGGUAGCUCUGCUUUUUUGUUCAUCGAACAAAACCAUUUUACAUUUCAGAUUCACCAAAUCGAAUUCUGCGUCUGUUUCAAAGCGAACGACACAGAGUACUGGGACUCGAACGCGGGUACCAACUACGUUUUGCACUGCGCACAAAACCAACACGAAGUGCCCCAACAACAGCGUCGUGCUUCACUGUUCGGCAGGUUGGCACACCUCCGAGCCCCUCUUGUUGUAAACUUACCUUUUGCACUUUAGUUCGAAGUAUCUCGAUCGAGACGAUGCUUACAAACUUGACUACAACGAUUGGGGAAAGUUUGCGUCAUGGAAAGCACUGAGCACCGACGGACCGUACUGGUAG
This is a messenger RNA of Caenorhabditis sp. 36 PRJEB53466, 8374 nucleotides long. Lineage: Eukaryota; Metazoa; Nematoda; Chromadorea; Rhabditida; Rhabditidae. The record is from the annotation of a GenBank genome assembly.